AUGAAAACUAAAUCUUAUAACGAUGAAAAUAUCGAGGUUAGUCAAAAGAAAUAUCUCAAGAACACAAGAAAGUUGCUGCCCAAAAGAGAGAUCCUUGGCGAUGUCACUCAAUUGAACGAAUACAAUUUGAGAAACAAGUCCUUAGGACUCUCCCAGCAGGAUGCUAAGAUUGCCAUUUACAAGUCUAAGAAACCAAAGCUAGUGAGCUCUAUUGACGUUGAGACAGAUGAAGAACUCGAGGAUGACACCAUAAGACAACAUUUCGACCACGUCAGUAGCGAUAAUAUCACUGUUGAACAGCAGCUGCAUAUGCAAAUCCCUAAGGAUAUUGAAGUCGUUAGAGAAGAAGAUGAAGAAGAAGACGUGGAGGCUGCAAACAAAGAGAACCAACUCGACGUAAGUAUUGCAAAGGAAGUUAUUGACGUAGACGAAGAAGAUGAAGAAGCAGAAGAAGAAGAAGAUGAGGAAGAAAGAGAUCUCUUUCGCGCUAUGGAGCCCAUUUGGAAUAGAUCAAUAUUCAACGAAUUACAGCAUGUGAUGAAAAAGUUUUCAAGAAAUACUUUAGAUGAUGACGAUGAAGAUACUUACGAUGUCACCAUGGUUGCAGAGUAUGCACCUGAGAUAUUCAACUACAUGCAUGAGCUCGAACACAAAUUGGCACCAGAUGCCAACUAUAUGAACAACCAAGAUGAAUUGAAGUGGGAAAUGAGAAGUGUAUUAAUAGACUGGGUUGUUCAAGUUCAUAGCAGAUUCAAUCUAUUGCCAGAAACGUUAUAUUUAACUGUUAACUACAUAGAUAGAUUUCUAAGUAAGAGGAAAGUUUCAUUAUCAAGAUUCCAAUUGGUUGGAGCCGUUGCAUUAUUUAUAGCUGCAAAAUAUGAAGAGAUCAACUGCCCAACUGUUCAGGAAGUUGCAUACAUGGCUGAUAAUGCCUACAGCAUAGAUGAUUUCCUAAAGGCAGAACGAUUUAUGAUCGAUGUGUUGGAGUUCGAUUUAGGAUGGCCAGGUCCAAUGUCAUUUUUGAGGAGAACCAGUAAAGCUGAUGAUUAUGAUUAUGAGACCCGAACUUUAGCUAAGUAUUUCUUAGAAAUAACCGUUAUGGAUGCAAGAUUUGUUGCUAGUCAGCCAAGUUGGUUGGCUGCAGGGGCCCAUUACUUAUCAAGAAGAUUAUUGAAUAGAGGAGAAUGGACCGAAGCGCAUAUUUUUUAUUCGGGCUACACCGAAUUACAAUUGAGACCAUUAGCAGAAGUUAUCUUGAAUAACUGUCGUGAUGCUCCAACACACCAUAAGGCAAUCUUUGAAAAAUACCAAGAGCGUCGCUACAGAAGAUCAGCCACUUUUGUUCAAGAGUAUUUCCAAGCUAUCGAUAGUUAA
Dujonia railenensis is the source of this 1374-nucleotide messenger RNA. The record is from the annotation of a GenBank genome assembly. Lineage: Eukaryota; Fungi; Ascomycota; Pichiomycetes; Serinales; Debaryomycetaceae.